AUGCAGUGGUUCAGUCUUCUGGCUGUGCUAGCCUCCGCCACCGCUAUCAGUCAGUGUGAUACCGCAUCAAGAGGUGGCGAGUGCCGGAAGCCAAGUGGACACUAUGGACCGGCCUUCCUGCAGUUCAAGAGUCUAGUGAAGCAGGCGACCGGCUGCCAAGGGGACGACGGGACCCUUUGCACCCCUGAAGUGUCGAAAUGCGCGCCUUUCUCUGAAUGGCCUGAUGUGGACAAUGGUGUCACCUGUGGGGGCUGCAAAGCGCUAGUGCUUGCGGCACCUUAUCAAGGCCGCUGCGACCGGUAUUGUGCCAGCUUCGGGCAUCGAUGCACCGCCGCUGCAGAAGAGAAGUCCGAGUCUUGCGAGGCUGAGGAGGAGAAACGUUGCGAUGAGGAAAUCUCUGACACCUCGGACAUCCUUUGCACUUGCGAGCGUGAGGACGGGGCUCCCAGCUCCACUCCCGGGCCUGCCCCCGCCCCUUCGACAACCACCACAGCUCCACCCUCCCCUCCAGCACCCCCAACGCCUGCUCCUCCUGAAGUGUCGAAUUGUGCGCCUUUCUCUGAAUGGCCUGAUGUGGACAAUGGUGUCACCUGUGGGGGCUGCAAAGCGCUAGUGCUUGCGGCACCUUAUCAAGGCCGCUGCGACCGGUAUUGUGCCAGCUUCGGGCAUCGAUGCACCGCCGCUGCAGAAGAGAAGUCCGAGUCUUGCGAGGCUGAGGAGGAGAAACGUUGCGAUGAGGAAAUCUCUGACACCUCGGACAUCCUUUGCACUUGCGAGCGUGAGGACGGGGCUCCCAGCUCCACUCCCGGGCCUGCCCCCGCCCCUUCGACAACCACCACAGCUCCACCCUCCCCUCCAGCACCCCCAACGCCUGCUCCUCCCGCGGAGUGCUGGGCGGAGCUUCCAGACCUGGCUAGGGAGGAAGGCGAAAGCAUUGGGGAGGUGCCGAAAGGCUCAUCAGUGUCGGCGUGCCGGCGCCGCUGCGAUGAGAAUCCCGAGUGCAAAAGCAUCUCCUUCUGCCCAGAAUGGGGCUGCUGGUUGAAGGAUCGCAGCUUCACAGGUACAGAGCCAAGUCGGGAGAAAGGGUCGUGCAAGACGCACUUCAAGACAUCCUGCGAUGCGACGACUACCACUACUGCAAGCUCCAAUCAAAAUGGCUACUUCAAGUUGCGGGUCGUCUCUUACAACAUCUAUUGGUGGAAUGCCUUCGGUCAGAAUCCAUGGAAGGGAGAGAGGAUUCUCAACAACAUCAAGGACAACCUUGUUCCCGAUGCUAUUGGCUUGCAGGAGUGUGACUCUCGCUCGCGGGUCGAAGAUGCGACCGGGCUCCGGCGCGCCUCGAAGUUUGCCGGGGCGCAGGGUGUGAUGGUGGACCCUUCCCGACUUCGCGUCGUGCCAGGCACGUCUGGUUCCGAGGACCUGAAGGCAACAGGUAAGUGGGGACCUAGACACGUCACCUUCGUCCAGCUCGCCGAUACGACCACGGGAAGGACCUUCUGGAUUUUCAACACCCAUUGGUGCGUUGCCAACGGCAAUGGCCGAACUUGCAAUGAGGGCGUGCGCUACGCUGGGGCUCGGAACAUGCUCAGGGUGAUUCAGUCGAAGGCCGGCAACUCCCCGGUAGUUGUGACUGGCGAUUUCAAUGCCGACAUGGACGAGGACGGCCCACAGCACUUCUUUAAGAAUGGCUUCAAGCUAGCAGUCACUGAGUGGGUAGAUGCCAUUUUCUAUACGGAGCAACACUGGAAGCUAGUUGCACAGGGUAAGGGUGACGCGGCACAGAGUGACCAUCGCCCAAUCUUUGCAGAGCUUGAGCUCUUGUGA
Molecule: messenger RNA, 1824 nt
Organism: Symbiodinium necroappetens
Lineage: Eukaryota; Dinophyceae; Suessiales; Symbiodiniaceae
Source: the annotation of a GenBank genome assembly